AUGCAAAGCAGAAUUGUUGCAUUAGAAGCCAAACUAGAUAAUCCCCUACCAAAGAAAUUAACAACGAAUGAGAAUUCCCCGCAGAACAAUGAGAGUAAGACUGCCUCGCCGCCAACACAACCUCCAUUGAAUCAGUUAAAUAAUGUCGAAAUAUCGAUCAUACUAGAAGUUACUAUCGCAAGGAAAAUGCUGCCUCACCUCCAAGGGAUUAAAGGCAGCAUGCACAAUUUGCUGAAUAAGGGGCUGUUUAUAUGAUCCCGCUUUGCCAGGAGAUAUGAGGCAGGAUGAUUUUGAUGUGCUUAAAUAAGUCACGAUGCAUGAUUCAGCAAAAAAUUUCACUAUUUUCUAGAGAUGGAUUACGGUAUAGUUAACUGUAAACGAAAGGUUGCCUGUUCAAGCAUAAUACUAUAUAACCUUCUUGCACCACACGAUCUUCUCUACAUUUGAACUAAUUCUCUACAUUUGAGCGUUUGAACUUUCGUUUAGCCUAGUGACUAAUAUUUUAAUACAUCAAAAUCAUCCCUUCUUCCAUCAUGCAAACUCAAGAUGCCUGUUCAGGAGGUAGGAAAAAUGCAAUUUGAAUAUCAAACAUCUUGCACAAAGUCAAAGGGCGGCUGAAAGUUCUAAUUCUACUUUCUUGGCAUGGGCGGUUUUAUAUGAAUAUCUUCAAUGCUUAUAACGUCUAGCUGUUGUAUAAUUAUAAUACGGUCAGUGGUGAAGGUAGCCAUAGGAACAGGUCAUGCUAUGCAAGUUUUUAAUGAUUUGCAUUAUUCAAAUAGAUGCAGGUUUAUCAGCAAGCAUAUGGCCAGUUGUCAUGGGCUAGCUUGCCACUGAAUACUGUACAAUGUUUAUAUAAAAAUACUAAGGGCCUGGUUACAUGGAGGCGAGUUACCCAGCAAGGCAAGUUACUCGGCAAUGGCGAGAUCCCUGCUGUUAUAGAAACUAAUAGUAAUCCCGGGUGACUGUUUACAUGAUGCAGCCAAGUAACUCGUCUUGGCGAGUUCCCGGCAGAAAGAGGUGGGAUCUGACCUAUGCCAGAUGAAUAUUUUCCAUGUAAACACUUUGCCGGGGUAACUCGGCCGCCUAAGAUAGAAUGCAUGUGCUUUGCCAUUGAAAUAUAAUAGCUCAAAAAUACAUACGAAUUGAUAGAUAAGUUUUCCUGAAUUGCUCGGCGCUUAUUCUUGUACGUUCACUAUAUUUUCUAAUUUUUUUUAGCGUUUCAAACGACUUAAAUCCUUUUUCUGUUUUGGCGCCAUUUCGGCAUCAUGCGGCAAUCAUGAGACAAAUGCCGAGUAACUCGCUUCCAUGUAAACAGGCCCUAAGUCGGGGUUUGUUCCAAUUAUUGUUUUAAUGCCACCUUCAAGACUGCCCAUAUCACAGAAAAACCGAAAAAUAUGCUGAUGGGGAGACAAUAUCUAUUUGUUGACAUUUCUAAUUGUGAGCAUUAUCGAAAAAUAUAAUACCGUGACUGUGAAAUGUAGUGCCACAGCCAGAUGAAUAUUUUAUAUAUAUGAAUGUAGGCUGGUAGGAUUAUUUCUUAUUAUGCUAACAAUAAACACACAGUCAAAUCUUAUACAAAAAUCAGUUGACAUACUAUUACAUGUAAUCAUAUUGCUGGUAUAAAGUCAAUAUGUGCAGAGAACAAUCCACACUGGGUUGCUCUAGGGAUCUUAUCACAGUAAGCCUGAUUUAACAACAUUCCGCGUGUUGUUAGUAAAACUAUAAACAUCAUUAUAAACAUCUAGAAAUGAACACUAUACUCAUCGUCUUGGCACAUAACAAACAAUUAAACAAAUAUUAAAACUGAGUACAUUGUGACUCGUAAAUAAGGCAUUAUUGACGAAUAGAUCUGCCGGUAAAUUCAUGAAAUACUUCAGAGCUCUUAAGUACUACAUCUUGUCUCCUUGUAUUUAUAAGACAUUAUCAAAUGUUCUAAACGACCAUGCGGACAAUGGGAAUAUUUCGGGUUGUAAAAAGCGCCGUAAACUCAUGACAUAAAAGCACAUUGCUUGCCUCCAGAAUGAACGCUAAACAGUUCAUGGCCCUGAUGGAUAUUAGCACAAAGAAAUAAAGCCAUACUUACCUGGUUUCUUCGGGAAAUGUUCGUAUAUUUUGCAUCAAGUGCAGAUCCAGAAUAAGUUUGCAUAUAGCCAUAUAAAUAUUUUCUCGCACUCCCCCCGUCCGUUCCCCCCCGGAUUUACGACAUCUUAACAGACACAAGAUCGAGAUCUCGACAAUACAUAGAUCGGCGCGAAAGACUGGUUCGAGUGAACUCUGGAGAAACCUUCAUGUCAAGAUUAGGAGUGCUGCCUUCGGCAGCAAAAACCCUUGGCCUUGGAUGAAAAUACAAAUCAAUCACGCGUUAAUUUAGAAAGCAAUCAAGAUCAAAACGAGUGGUUGAACCCUGCGCUUGAUCCCCUAGAACUAAAUAAGACAGACAAAAUUUCCCACAUAAACAAAUGUGAAAUUAAGGAAGCGACUAACAUUCAAUACAAUGAUCAAGGCGAAGCUAUUCGAGAUGCCGAUUGUUCUCCUGAACAAAGUGUCAUACGCAGAAUUAAACUUAAACCUAACACCAAAUACAAAGGCCAUAAAACAUCAUUGAAUACAAUUAAUAGUCUAAAACAAAUGGCAAACGGCACAACAGACGUCACACACUGCGACACGAAUAACAGGAUAGAACAUAGCGAUCAGGAUCAAAGCGAAAAGAAAUAUAAACACAGUCUACCUAUCAAACAACCACACGAACCCCUAGAACCAAAUAAGACAGACGAAUUUUCAUACAGAAAUAAACCUGAAAUUAAGGAAGCGACUAAUGCUCAAUUCAACGAUCCAGACGAAACUAAUUGGCAUGAACCACCAAAUUUCAUCCAGUCUCUUUCUAGAACAAAUACAAAUAAUUGCCUGCGGCCAAAUCGUUCGAACCGUCGCCCUCCGGACUGGCUCAAAUAUUUGGACCUAGUCAACCAAAUAACCAGAACCAGUACGUAA
Paramuricea clavata is the source of this 2991-nucleotide messenger RNA. NCBI's taxonomy places the organism in Eukaryota, Metazoa, Cnidaria, Anthozoa, Malacalcyonacea, Plexauridae. The record is from the annotation of a GenBank genome assembly.